UUAGAAAAGAAAAAAAAUAACAACAGAAAAUUUAAGGAAAUAAAAAAAUUAAUAAACAAACAUUAAUUAAAAAAAAUGUUAAAGAUUGUAACGCCUUACCUGACAAAUUCAGAACCUACAACAAAAUGUGGGGAAAUAUUUUGUGAUCAUUUAAAAAAUGUCACUAUAAGCUGUUCUUUUUGCCAAAUUAAACUAUUUACUUAUCAAGAUUUUCUGCUGCACAUAGAAAAUGAACAUUUUGAAAACAUAACGAUCGAAUCUAAUGAAUUUAGUGAAAAUGAAGAAUUAAAUGUUGAAAACAGUGAUGAUCAGUUCGAAACAUUGGAAUGCUGUGAAAUUUUAUAUGACUACAAAGAAAAUGAUGAAGAGAAUAAUAAUAGUUCUGAAGAAGAAGAAGAAAAUCUGAAUGUAACGAAUAUCGAAACUAUAAUUAGCAAGACAAUAGAUGAAGAACAAAAUCACUCGGAAGAGUCUUCACAACUUUCAAAUAUUAGGGAAAGUGAUGAUGUAGCCUCUUCUAAACAAAAAGAAAUUGAAACAUGUCCAGAUUGCCAAGAAAUAUUUUUGCUUAAAAAAGAAUAUAAUCAGCACGUUGUGGAGCAACAUAAUGGACAUAAAUGUCCUAAAUGCAUAAUGCGCUUUCGACAUCGUCAUCACCUUAAACGACACCUACAAAAUACACACGACAAGGGAAAAACGAAUGUGAGAUUUCCGCAAAGAGUUAACUGUCCCCACCCAGAUUGUCCAAAAAGUUUUCGUUUUCAAGAUGCCCUUAACUAUCAUCUAGAAUUCCAUACAAUGAAAUGUACUUUCGUAUGUGAUUUUGAAAAUUGCACCAAAGUCUUUCCAUCUCAACAGCGUUUAGAGCAGCACCAAGAGAAACACACUACGGCACGAACGUUUGUAUGUGAUUAUGAAAAUUGCAACAAAGCUUACCUGAAUAAACGUAAUCUAGAUGAGCACCGGGAGACACAUGCCACAGCAAAAAGAUAUAUUUGUGAUAAUUGCGGUUAUAGCUGUAGUAAUACUACCACUUUGAAAAUUCAUAAACGUAUACAUACGGGCGAAAGACCUUUUCCAUGUAAGAUAUGCGAAAAAUCCUUUAUCUCUCAGGCCAGACUGUACUUGCAUAUGAAUACACAUGCUGACAUACGUCCACAUGUUUGUCAGAUAUGUCAGGCCACAUUUGCUAAUCGGGGUACAAUGAAACGGCAUUCUCUUAUACAUUCUGAAGAGAAAUUAUUUAAAUGUCCGUUAUGUGAUAAAGCUUUUAAGCAACCAAAUGGCUUGCAUGGUCAUAUGAGAGGUGUUCAUGGGGAACCCAAACCAAAAAACAAAAAAAAAAUGUUAAAGAUUUUACCGCCUUGCACGCUUAGUUCACAAACGUCAACAAAAUGCGGGGAAAUAUUUUGUGAUCCUUUAAAAAAUGUCACUAUUUGUUGUUGUUUUUGUCAAAUUAAACUAUUUGAUUACGAAGAUUUCCUGAAUCACAUACAAAAUGAGCAUUUUGAAAACAUAGCAAUAGAGUCUAAUGAAUUUGAAGAUAAUGAAGAGUUUAAUUCUAUUGAAAUUGAAGACAAUGACAAUUUAAAUUCGAAUGAAAUUGAAGAUAAUGAAGAUUAUAACUCGAAUGAAAUUGAAGAAAAUGAAGAUUAUAACUCGAAUGAAGAUAACGCAGAGGUUGAGGUGGAAAAUAGUGAUGUUUUGGAAACAUUGGAAUGUUGUGAAAUUUUAUAUGACUUAGAAGAUAAUGGUGGAGAGGAGCAUAGUUUUGAAGAUGAAUCAAUGGAUGUUGAAACUGUAAUUAUCGAUACAAUAGAGAAAGUUGAAGAUCACACGGAAGAGCCGUCAUUACAUUCUCCUAAAAAUGAAAUAGAUGAACCUGACUCUCCUAAACAGAAAAAUGCUGAAUCUUCAAUUUGUCCCGAUUGCAAAGAGUUAUUUUUACUUAAAAAAGACUAUGAUCAGCAUGUUGUGGAACAACAUGGUGGACAUAAAUGUUCCAAAUGCGAUAUGCGCUUUCGUCAUCGACAUCACCUUAAACGGCACAUACAAAAUAUACAUGACAAGGGUAAAACGCAUAUUAAAUUUAAACAGAGAGUGAAUUGCCCUUAUCCAGAUUGUCCGAAAAGUUUUAGUUUUCAAGAAUCUCUUAACUAUCAUCUAGAAUUCCAUACUAUGAAAUGUACUUUUGUGUGUGAUUUUGAGAAUUGUACCAAGGCAUUCCCAUCUCAACAACGUUUGGAGCAACACCAAGAAAAGCAUAAUAUGACACGAAAAUUUGUUUGUGAUUUCGAAAAUUGCGGCAAAGCUUAUCUCAGCAAUCAAAGUCUUAAGGCCCACAAGGAGAUACAUGCCCCAGCAAAAAGGUAUAUUUGUGAUAAUUGCGGUUAUAGUUGUAGUACAUCUACCGCUUUGAAAAUUCACAAACGUACACAUACGGGCGAAAGGCCUUUUACUUGUAAGAUAUGUGAAAAAUCCUUCACUUCUCAGGCAACUCUACAUUAUCAUACAAAUACACAUGUCACCAUACGUCCACAUGUUUGUGAGAUAUGUCAGGCUACAUUUACUAAUCGGCAUACAAUGAAACGUCAUUUACUUAUACAUUCGGAAAAGAAAUUAUUUAAAUGUCAGUUAUGCGAUAAAGCUUUUAAACAACCUCAAUGCUUGGAUGGUCAUAUGAGAGGUGUACAUUGGGAACCCAAACCAAAAAAGGUCAAAAAUUUUAAAAGUAUUUCAAAUUCCAGCGAAACAACAACAACAUUGUGAAUAAAGAUGGGGGGUUAAGAGAACAAUUACAAUAUUUUUGUUUUUAUUAUUAUUUGACAACUGUUAACGAAACAACUUUACAGCUGUUGAGUUAACAUCAUCUUAUACUAGAUUAGCCUUGUGUAUAUUGUGAAUGAUUUUUUGUAUUUUUUUUUGUAAACAAACAAAAAUUGUAAUUGUUUAACUAAAAAUAUAAUAAAAAUAAAUAAAAUUAAAAAAAA
Lucilia cuprina (Australian sheep blowfly) is the source of this 2990-nucleotide messenger RNA. Its product is annotated as zinc finger protein 62-like. The record is from RefSeq and is a predicted model, not a curated record. Bases 76 to 2769 code for a protein of 897 amino acids. Lineage: Eukaryota; Metazoa; Arthropoda; Insecta; Diptera; Calliphoridae. The transcript has 4 exons. Gene Ontology annotation, cellular component: nucleus. Gene Ontology annotation, molecular function: DNA-binding transcription factor activity, RNA polymerase II-specific; RNA polymerase II transcription regulatory region sequence-specific DNA binding. Gene Ontology annotation, biological process: regulation of transcription by RNA polymerase II.